Molecule: messenger RNA, 892 nt
Organism: Triticum aestivum (bread wheat)
Lineage: Eukaryota; Viridiplantae; Streptophyta; Magnoliopsida; Poales; Poaceae
Product: guanine nucleotide-binding protein subunit gamma 1
Exons: 4
Coding region: 52-474 (140 amino acids)
Biological process (GO): G protein-coupled receptor signaling pathway
Source: RefSeq, a predicted model, not a curated record
UUGGUUUGGUUGGCUUCGCAGUGCAGCCCAACCCACGCACGCAUCUGCCAGAUGCGCUUGGCUGCGCGUGUCUGCCCGCCCCACCCACUAUUCUAUACUCCGAGCCAUCGUCCAGCAGACAGACCAGCAGCGCGGAGUGGAGGUCCUCUCGCUGCCGGCGCCACUCCUCUCGCGGCGAUGCAGGUUCCGGGAGACGUCGGCGGGGGUGGAGGGGAAGCCGGGGACAUGCGGGGCCGGCACCGGAUCCAGGCCGAGCUCAAGAAGCUCGAGCAAGAAGCGCGCUUCCUCGAGGAGGAACUUGAAGAGCUAAAUAAGAUGGAUAAGGUGUCAACAGCACUGCAAGAGUUUGUAGUAACAAUUGAAAGCAAAGCAGACCCUCUACUUCCUGUAACUACUGGAGCUGCUUACCAGUCUUGGGACAGGUGGUUUGAAGGUCCGCAGGAUCUGCGUAGAUGCAAAUGCUGGUUUUUGUGACAAAAUGUCAAGAAUGCAAGCAGCAGCGAGGACCGAUUCAUUUCCCAUAGAGUUUCUUCACAAUCUCUGUUGAAGGAGCGGUAUGAGAAGGGUACUGUGGAACACGGAGGCAGCACUGAGGACUGACUUAAGACUUUGUUCUUCAAUAAGUUCUUUCUGUCUACUGCAUUCCUGUGCAUUACAUUAUCUCUGGUGCUGGUGAAGUAUGAGAUCUUAGCUCAAGAAUGUCGUCCUAGUCUGAGAAAUUAUAUGAACUCUCUUGUUUUUCCACCUAGUUAUCAUGUUGUUGGAUAUUCUGAAAUCAACGUCGAACAAUGAAAAUUGACGAUUAUUUCUCUUUCUGAACUGUGACAAAAAAAAAAAGCAUGGAUGUAUGUUUGUUGCUGUGAAUGGAACUUCUGCUAUUUUGUGAGUCUGA